CGAGACACUGGACGACAAGUCUCAGUCCCCUCCCAAGGCCGACGACUCUCCAGAACAAGAAAUUUGGAAGGCCUACAUAUUUCGCACCCUCAGCACCUUCAAGGACUCUUUCACCAUGCUGAAACCCCCCUCUCUGGCUAUCCUAGUGGCUACUGGCUUUAUGUCGGCUCCAAUUAUUUCCUGUACCAUGCAAUUCCUGACCCUUUUCGCCUCCAAGUGGUAUCACAUCCGCCUCGCCGAUACAGGCUAUAUCCUGACCUGCUACGGCAUUUUUCAUGUUGUCGUCGUCCUGACCGUCAUCCCCUGGAUCACCACCCUCGUGGUCCAACCCACGACACCUCGCCUUUUCCGUAUCGACGAAAAGCGUCGCGACUUGGUGCUGGCACGCUGGUCUUUCCUGUCUUUUAUUCUCGGCACCCUCAUCAUAGGCCUGUCUCCAUCGCUCACCGGCAUGAUCGUUGGACUGCUGAUCAUGAGUCUGGGCUCAGGCCAGGGGAGUCUGAUCAGAUCCACCACAGCGCUCUAUGUGGACCCGGAGCACAGGUCCAGACUGUAUACACUCAGCGCAAUGGUGGAGCAAUCCAGUUCCAUUUAUUCAGACCCCAUGCUGGCAGGGCUGUUUACGCUUGGCAUGAGGAUGGAUGGCGGCUGGAUUGGCUUGCCGUAUUUUGGGGUCUCGGUGUUGUGCCUGUUAUCUUAUAGCAUAUUGGGGUUUGUGAGAGUGCCCAAUGAUGCGACUGAUGAUGUGGAGUCCGAAUCCGGCUCUGAUAGGGAGUGAGGAGUUCAGGUCCGAGUUGACAGUUAUCAGGCAUGCCGCGUAACGGUCAUUUGGAGCGUCAGUUGCGCGUCGGUCGCCAUCAGAGAAAUAAUUGGAAUGACGACAUAUCGACGUCUCCAUGAUAUAAAAUUAUGGACUUUAUUAGUCCCUUUUUACAUGUAAAAUUGAGCGGGCUAGAAAGUAGACUUGAAAAUAAACCAACUCCACUAUAUUCAACAGUUGGCUACUAGAAAUUAGGUAAGGCAGAGUAAAACUACA
This is a messenger RNA of Pseudomassariella vexata, 1036 nucleotides long. RefSeq lists its product as uncharacterized. The coding region runs from base 116 to 778 and encodes 220 amino acids. Gene Ontology annotation, molecular function: transmembrane transporter activity. Lineage: Eukaryota; Fungi; Ascomycota; Sordariomycetes; Amphisphaeriales; Pseudomassariaceae. The record is from RefSeq and is a predicted model, not a curated record. Gene Ontology annotation, biological process: transmembrane transport. The transcript has a single exon. Gene Ontology annotation, cellular component: membrane.